CCCGCCUUCCCUCAACUUGUAGCGGUGCGGCCCGGAGGAGAAAUGCCCCCGUGGGCCGCCCGUUUCCCGGCCGGGGCGGCGGGGGGGUACCCUGGGUGCUGAGGCGGGUGGCCCGGAGGCGGGGGGGAGGCUCUAACCUUCACACCCCCUCCCCUUUCCCCACCUCGGCGGUGCGUGUCCCCCCCCGUCCCCCUCGCCCCGGGCUGUGGGAGGCUCCGGCCGUGCCGCUCCGCGUCCCUUUAAACCCGCCGGAGCUGCCAAGGCACCCGCGAUCCUUCUGGAAAAGCCCUGUGGAUCUUUUCUUUUCCCUCGGCCAGUCGCCAUGGUUGCAUGGCGAGUGCUUCGUUCUGCUUGGCGACCUGCAGAUAUUUGGCGGUCUUGCUGAAUAAGGGAGGUUUCCUCAUCGCCGUAGCGGAGUGAUGAAUGAGAUGCUUUAAUUUGUAGGAAUAUUAUCCCCUUCUUAGCGCAGCUUUCACCUCUGGAAGUCUCUGCCGUCCGAAAAUGUUUGUUGUUCUUUAUAAAUCUUGGUAUGUGCCAUGUCUAGCUUCACUUGAGACCCUCCAAGAAUUAUGUAGGAAGGAAAAUCUCAGAUGUAAAUCCAUUGGAAUCACCAACAGGAGUCUAAAGAGUUAUGAGGUGGAGUAUUUGUGUGACUACAAGGUAGAAGAGGGCACGCCAUACUAUCUUGUGAAAUGGAAAGGAUGGCCCGAAUCUUCAAAUACUUGGGAACCUGAGGACAAUCUGAACUGCCCACUGAUUCUUCAGAACUUUCUUAGUGACAAGAACGAAUACUUGUCUCGGAUGAGAGAAGGCAAAGCACUGAAAGUGAGAAACCACGUUAAAGCUUUGCAGCCUGCGGUUGCCGACUACAUUGUAAAGAAAGCCAAGCAAAGAAUAGCUCUGCAGAGAUGGAAAGAAGAACUCAACAGGAAAAAGAACCAUAAAGCGAUGAUUCUGGUAGAAAACACUGUGGAUCUCGAAGGCCCUCCCUUAGACUUCUACUACAUUAAUGAAUAUAAACCUGCUCCGGGGAUAAAUGUAAUAAAUGGAAUAACGACUGGCUGUGAGUGCACUGACUGCCCUGCUGAGAAGUGCUGCCCGAAGGAGGCUGGGUUUAUUUUGGCUUACAAUAAACGAAAAAAGUUGAAAAUCCAGCCCGGUUUGCCCAUCUACGAAUGCAAUUCGUUUUGUAGGUGUGGGCCUGACUGCCCUAAUAGGAUAGUACAGAAGGGUACACCCUAUACCCUUUGCAUCUUCCGAACCAACAACGGCCGUGGUUGGGGAGUGAAAACCCUCCAGAAAAUUAAUACCAACAGUUUUGUGAUGGAGUACGUUGGAGAGGUGAUUACAAGUGAGGAAGCAGAGAGACGAGGCCAGCUCUAUGACAACCAGGGAAAUACAUACUUGUUUGAUUUGGACUAUGACUCAGAUGAAUUUACAGUAGAUGCAGCUCGAUAUGGAAAUGUGUCCCACUUUGUGAAUCACAGCUGUGAUCCAAAUCUUCAAGUCUUCAAUGUGUUUAUUGAUAACCUCGACUUGCGUCUUCCUCGAAUAGCGCUGUUUUCUACGCGAACCAUCAAGGCUGGAGAAGAGCUAACCUUUGACUAUCAGAUGAAAGGUUCGAUAGAUCUGACUUCAGACUCUGCUGAUGGUCUUAGCCCAUCCAGGAAGAGGAUCAGGACUGUCUGUAAAUGCGGAGCCGUGUGUUGCAGAGGUUAUCUCAACUGAGUUUGGGUAUCCAAAGUCGCAAAUACUUCGUUCUCUUUUCAAUGUGUUUUAAGAAGACUCUUCUUUCACACCUAUAUUCAAGUAUUCUUACGUCCAGUGUAAAUAAAUACAAUGAAAACAAGGCAUUACAUUUGUAAUUGAAAUGGCAGCGGCCAAAGAAAGAGAUGUAGCGUGACAGCUAAUAGCUGGGAUUAAAAAUUGAUUUUUCUAGAACUGUUACUUAGGAAGCAGUAAAAGGUAUGAUAAGAAAGCUCCUUAAAAAUAGACCUUUAUUUGAAUAUUCAGUUGUGAGCUUACAGCCGUAGGCUUUUUAGGAGCUGAUUCCAGGGGGAUGAAGCGAUGUUACGUGUUCUCUAUACCUUGAAAAGUCUGGAGGCACUUCAGCUGGAAUCCUGCAUCAUCGCUGACGCUUCUUUUGCGUUUCUGUGGUGUAAAUAAAAGCUUCAAGAGAUUAGCAAUAAUAUUUCUGGCACGAGGGUGAGGGAUUAAGGUCAGCCAGCAGACUGUGCCUGAGUAAAGGUUCACAGGAAUGCAAAUCCUAAAAUGUCCGUCGAACCCCACGCAAGUAAAGCAAUCAGCCUCAGCAGAUUCUAGAUGUAAGGUCAAGUUCUCAAGACGUUUAUAGCUGAUGUUAUUUAGAAGUUUUACAAAGAGAUACGUAUUUUUGUCAAUUGUUCUGAUUUUUAGGUAGGGUGCUAUAGGAGGUCUGCGGUUCUAAAUACCAGAUUGUCAGUAGUAACAUGCCAUUUUCAUUGCAGAAAUAUGGCAGCCAUUGCUGAACCCAAUGGACUGGCUACAAUUUGGAAAUAGAUAACAAAAGACUAGGGAGAGCAGCCCGUUGUCUAAUGAAGCUGAUGCAUUAUGGAGAUGUGCUCAGUUAUCUGUUAGGUGCAAAAAUACCCUAAUUUGUAUUCACAACUGCUUUUGAUUAAGCUUUUAAAUACUGUGACUUUUUUUUUUAUUUAGUGACAGACUUGUAAGAUACUAGGCCUGUUUUUUCUUGUUGGGAAAAUGUUAAAGUGAAGUUAAACUAGUGGGGAAUUUACCCAGUUGCUUUAAACAUGUGUAAGAUGUUCUUGAAUGUAAAAGCUGAGAAAUGUACUGUUCUUCAGCUUUUUUUUCCUGAGUAUUUUUUUUUUAUUAUUAUUUUUUCCUGAUCAUCUUAAACUUGUCUCGAGCUGUUUGUAAUGUAUGCUGAGUUUUGCUUGGCUUCAAGAAAUGCUGAAGAGCAGUUUGAGGGGGUGGGUUUGAGUUAUGAGUUUGAGUUAUGAGCGGAGUUACAGCCGAGGUCCGUGCUGCGGGGAUAAUCUAAGUGCUUUAUUCUCAUGGAUUAAAAAAGCUUGUAAAACUUGCAUAUUGCUUACAAAUCAUGUAAAUGUUGACGGGGUCAGGCAGAAUAAUGUUGCUCCAUAAAUGGAUGCUCGCUGUGUAUCAUAGGUCAGCUCGUUACCUUUAUAAGGUGCACAGCUGUUGGCUCAGGUGACUGAAGUCGUGUACCCAGCAUAUAACCGUUUACUUAAUUUGUUAGAAAAAUGCCUUAACUUCCAUGUUAAUUACCGGCACUCCGAGAAGAGUGCUUCAGAGGAUAAUACAGGUUGGUUAUUCCUUAAGAAGCACAGUUGCAUUUGCACUGAAGAUCCAGCUCUUUGGCAGAAAGGGACAUUUUAUAUGCUACUCGCCAAAACUGGUUUCACGGUUGGGGUGACGAGCGUGGGCCACUGAAACUGCUGUCCAAGUUUUGUAAUUUACAAUGCAGAGAGAUACACACUGAAACAGGUACUUUAUAUCGCUUAAUGAAUAGGAGGAAGUUUGCUUAGAUUUAAAAGUAUUUGACAUUACCAGGCUCACCUGUAUCCACACGCUCGGAUAAAUGCUGAAUCUAGUCGAUUUUUAUCACGCCGCGUCUCUUAAUGAUUUAUUUUUUUAAAUAUAUGAAGUUGAAGUGGAAGGGGCAGCUUUAACGCUAGCAAACUCGAGGUGAUCUGACGUCAUUUGGAGUCAUUAGUGCUUUCUCUUGCGUGUAGCCUGACUCGGCGAUGUGUUUCCGCGUGGAUGGAGGCCGUGGCCUCCAGCUCCUCAAUCCGCCGCAGCCUUCCCCGUGGGUACGGGGUGGUGACAGUGGCUGCCCCUAAGAAACAAAUUCCUGACCAAAUUGGGUUUUCUGGCCUCUCCGGUACAAGAUGACACAGGGCUGGUUCGACACUCUUUUUGCCCGGUGCCCAGUUUUUUGAUUUAAAAAUUGCAAGUGAAUGCAUUUUAAAAGAUAAAAGUCUUUUUUAAGUUUCACUUGAGUUCAGCGUCUGCCUUUUUCCCAAGGCAGUAUAUGUUACCACCAGCACUGGAAUAACAGUGCUGUUCCUUAAGGAUAUGUGUGUUACCUCUUGUGCGAUAAAUAAAGCUCUGUUAAUUUAUGUUCUGGGAGGUAACAGUAUUCUGUAUUUAUUUGAAGUAAACCCACGUUCCCAGUUUCCAAUUUAGGGCCUUGAACAGUAUUCUGUAUUUACAUAUCCACAGUCCAUUUGGAUUGCGUUCAAUGAAUUAGCUUAAUGGACACCGUGUCACUUUUAAAACUCCUUUUGCGGUUUUUAUCAGUUUGGGGGGGGAAAUUCACAAAUUGGAAAAGGAGAAAAAGCUAUUUUCAAUUUCUUAAGGACCCUACUCCAGCCUCGCUUCUGCCUGUUUUGCUUUGUGGUCUGUUAGCAUCGCCGUGGCCACCGGGUCAGUUGGUCUAUAUGCACUUCUUAGAGACUGGUAACCUGUGAUCUGUCCUCUAGCUGUUCUUUUUUGUUGGGUUUAAUUUUAUUUUUUUUUGGUAGCAAAACUAAAGCUGCAGGAUCACCUGUAAGAAAAGCUAUUAUCUACUUAAUGAAUUUCAAAGUUAAGUCAUCUUUUGGUUAUUUCUGCUGCAUGUUUUAGGACUGUGUACAUUAGAAUAUGCAGUUUGUUAAGCUCAGGAACACUUUCUUUUCAUAAUGUGUGAUCUCUAGUAUUGCUACCUUCCUAUAGUUUUUUGAUAAAAUAAAUUAAAUUUAGUUUUU
Molecule: messenger RNA, 4766 nt
Organism: Calidris pugnax (ruff)
Lineage: Eukaryota; Metazoa; Chordata; Aves; Charadriiformes; Scolopacidae
Gene: SUV39H2
Product: suppressor of variegation 3-9 homolog 2
Exons: 6
Coding region: 502-1728 (408 amino acids)
Cellular component (GO): nucleus
Molecular function (GO): zinc ion binding; protein binding; histone H3K9 methyltransferase activity
Source: RefSeq, a predicted model, not a curated record